CAAGGAGGCUUUUUCAUGUACACCUUUUCUGUUCAACUUACGUUAGCAAUAUCGUAUAAAGUGAACGAAGACACCAAUAAAUCGAAUGAUAGUAACCAUGACGAUGAGAAUGAGGGAUUCUUUUGGGAUCCACCCUCCACGAGGAGUCGGAAUUCCAAGAAUCAAAACCAUGUGUGGCAAUUGCAGGAACAAUUGGCACAAGCCACCGUGAGGAUACACGAUUUGGAAGCUGAACUUAAACGCGUUCAAAAGAUUAACAAUUUCACCUUAAAGGACGAACUCACCGAUGGACAUCAGAAAGCGGAGUUCUUAAGAGCUAAGCAAGAUAUAAUGAAUCGUAUAAUACAAAUGGAAGAGAAGAAUCGGGAGGCUGAGAAGAACGCAAGACGCACGCAUUCAGACGAAACGGCAUUGGUCACUGAUUUUCGUACGGUGCUGUCCAAAUUGAACUCCCUCGAGAAAUUGGAUUUAGUUCGUGGCGCCUUGAAAGCACUAGAAACUGAGAAUGAAAAAUACAGCGAGGCCAACAAGCGGGAGAAGUCUGAUUUCGACGAAAAAUUUAACAGGCACAGCAAGGAGAAGCCUAAUCUUGACGCGAACUCGUGCCACGAAGAGAAUCACGCGCGAUGCGACGGAUUCGUCGAGGCUUCAAGCAACAGGGAGUCAGAGUUGCGCAACAAAAUCAAGGAGCUUCAAGAAGAGAACAGGAGGUUGUUUGCCAGCAUCGAAGAGUUGGAUGGACAGCACGAGGAAUCGAUAGAGGAACUGCUGUCUCUCAAGGAGGAGGUCGUGAAAAAACAUCAGUGCCUUCAGAACGCUUACGAACAACUUUAUGUAGAAUACAAUCAAGCUCAGGACAAAGUCGUCCAACUGGAAGAUAAAGUAACUAAAUUAGAGUCUGAAACGCGGACGCGAACGGCAACUGUCUCCAGUUCAGUGCAGACUAACAGUAGAGAAAGUGUGGACAAAUGUACGCAGGCGAACGAUUCGGACUCCAUCGAGGAGCAGAAUGAAAACAAAGAUGAUGCGGUCAACUCGUUGACUGACAGAGUGCAAAAUAUUUUGAAGAGCACUUGCGUGGAAAUCGAGCCGAACGAAACGAUCUUCGAAGCUCUGGCGAAACAAUAUGUCGAUGUGAAAUGGAAGAAAGACGUGGUGGAGAAGUGGGUAUCGGAGUUGAACAGAGAAUUAAAGGGAGUCGUGGAGAUGAAGGAAGAUCUGCAGAUGGAAUGCAGCAUGAAACAGUCGCAUAUAGACACGCUGCUCCAAGAGAUCGACGAUUUAAAAUCGAGUUUACCGUCGAUACCUGAGGCAAACGAAGAACGCAUUGUCUCGUUGGAAUCGGAGAACGAGUCACUGCAUGAGGAAAUGAAGCGGCUUCAAGCGGAGAACGCCGCGAUGAGAAAGAAAAACGCGUUGCGGAAGAAGAACGCGAUACGAGCUGCUGGCUUGAACGAAGCGCGUUUGAAGAGCCAGGCUCACGCAGCAGCUGCGUCGCGCAAGAAAGCUGCCAAGCUGGAGAAUAUACCGGAAGACAUCGAGGACACGUUUAACACGAUGGAGAACCUGAAUCGAAGAUUGCACGCCAGUUUAAACGAGAACGAUGGGCUGCGCAAAAAAAUCGACAUGUUAGAAAAUACGGAGAAGGAAAUGCAGGAACAGUUGAAGAUGUCGUUGAAGAAAUGCAGGGAUUUGGAUGAGAACGUCGAAUUUAUCGAGGAAUUGAAAUAUAAUCUCGAGAACGCAAAACAGGAGUUAAUGACGUCCACUACAAACACACAGCGAUUGGAGAAUAGUUUGACGCUUCUAAGAGACGCGAAAAACGAGAUUCAGAAAGAAAACGAGGAACUAUCUAUGAGGAACGAACAGUUGGAAAUUGAGAUUUCACAGUGGCGUAAGAGUAAUUCGGAAACAGGAAGUCAUGAAACCUUGAAAGAUCUUCAGGAACAACUAAACGGAGUCACUCGCGAGAAAGAUGAUCUGGAGUACGAUAUACUGAAUAUGAGGAAAGAAUUGGAUGAAGCGUUGAGUCUAAUAGAUUUGAAAGAAAGCUGUAUAGCAAAACUGAAUCAAGAAAAUGAAACUUUAACGAAGGAGAAGGAUUCUUUAUUGGAACAAUUGACUGCCAUCCAGGACGAAUCGAACGAUAAAAUAGACUUGGUAAGCACUGAAAAGACUUUGCUUGAGCAGGAACAAGCGGAGUUGAAUGAAAAAUUGGCGAGCAACGAAAAACAAUUGAACGAAACUAGAGAACGAUUACAAGAGAUGGAAGAGAGGUACGCGAAAUUGGAGAGCGAGUUUCUAUCGAUGGACGAAAGGGCUGAGGAACUUCAAUUAGAAAAUGAAAAUCUGCAUAACGAGAUGAAGAAACGUGAAGAAUUGAAGAACGAUUCGGAGAUCGCCGAAUUGACUGAGAAGUUGAAUUCCAUGCAGAACGAUUACGCCCAGCUGGCGAACGAAGUGGAAACGUUACGUCAGAAGGAAAGAGAAUUGACGAAGUUCGAAGAAAAUUUAGAAUCGUUUGCUGAGGAGAAUAAAACUUUGAAGAGUGAGUACGAAAUGCUUCAGGAUAACUAUAGACAAUUGGAACGCGACGUAACGUGUCUACAAACAGAGAAAGAGGAGUUGCUAAAUCGCUUAAAUGAAAAGGUUCGUGAUAACGAGGAACAACAGAUGUCGGUUCUUUUAGAGGAGAAAACACGAGAGAACGAAGCAUUGAAAGAAGACAAUAAUAGAUUAAUGACGGAAGUAAUGAAUUCGCAAAUGAAACUGCAAGAAGCCGUCGAUAGUAAUACGGAAUCGGCCGAUAUGGCAAAACAAACAAUAGAGAGUUUGUCUCACCUAAUUCGAGAAAAGGAUGAGGAGAUCGGCAACCUUAAAAAUGCAUUACAACUUGCCAAAGAUAAUGCAGAGACGUUGGAUCAAUUCGUUACCGUGAAGAAUGAACGGGACGAGCUCGUGAAAUUAGUUACUAUUAAGCAUAACGAGAGUUUACAAUAUCAUGCAGAAAUUCAAAGAUUGACGCAAUUGUUGAACGAGCAAGCCUCGCAGGUUCGAAGUUUAUUGGCGGAAAGAGAUCUACAUCAAUCAGAAUUAAAGGAGAAAGACGCCGAACUUUUGUGGACGAGGAGCGAGUUGCAGGCGGUUCAGCAACGGUUGAAGAACGCCGAAGAAUCGAGCAAAGGAGAAACUUGCGGGAUCGUAGAGCAUACAACGCAGGCCGCGGAAAUCUCAAUUCUCAUCGAGAAGUGUAACGCGUUAGAAGCGGCGCUGAUUCAAGAGCAAUCGAACAACCGAAUGUUGCAGAAUCAAUUCAGCGAAAGCCAAAGUAAAGAGGCAAACGCCGCGAAAGAGUUGGAGAGGCUGCGAGCGCAUUUGGUGGAAAUAGAAUCGAGCUACACGGAGGAUGCUUUACUCGCUGAGGAGGCCAGGAAGCAAUUAGAGGCAAAAUUGCAACAGGCUGAGGAAAAAGUGAAAUCUAGCUCGACCGCAUACACGUCUGCGAAUAUAAGAGCGAAUCAGCAAGUGGAAACCCUGCAACAACAGAUGGCAUUGAUUAUUCAGCAAAGAAGUGAAAUACAGAACAAAUUGUCCGCUGCUGAAGAUAAAAUACUCUCGCAGACGGCUUCUUUAACUAAUCUACAAAUCGUUCUGGAGCAGUUCCAACGAGAUAAAGAGAGAGAUAUCGUGGCGGCAACAGAAAGAAUUCAGUCCAAGUUAAACGAAUCUUAUAAAAGACAAGAAGAAUUGAUCAAUGAAAUUAUAAAUCUCAAGGAACAAUUAGCUGAGGCUAAAGAAUGCUUACAAGCGGCUUCCAGAUUAAGUGAGGAGCUAGAUAGAAAAACGGAACGUAUCGAACAACUUAGCCAAGAAGUGGACCGAUUAUCAAAUCUUGUGAACACAGCUGAUAAUAGGAUACAGGAGGCAAGGCAAAGUGGCGAGGGAAAAGUUGAUAAGACUCUCGUUAAGAAUCUUUUAUUGGGUUACCUGUCUUCCUCGGCGACGGAUAAAUCCUCUGUGCUCAGGGUGUUCUCCACAGUUCUGGAUUUCAAUGAAUCGGAGAAGGAUAAAGCUGGUUUAAAUAACGCUGCCGCGCAAAAUAGUUGGUUUUCACGUUUGAGCGGCGGAUCUACUGUUCCUAUUAAAGACCAAGAAGCAUCCUUAUCAGCGGCGUUCGUUAGAUUUUUAGAAAAUGAAUCUAAACCUAAACCACAGUUGCCUGCAUUGCCCAUACAAACAUCGUCUUUAACACGACCUGGUCACAGUAGACAACAUUCUACGUCGUCAACGCAAUCCGCUUCGUUACUUUCCAAUGUAAAUCUACCAACAUUCCCGGACUUUAUUCCAGCCAGAAACACGGGAUCCAUUCUGAAGGAAGUAUUGAAGGAUAGCUGAUAUUAACAGUUCCUGUAUAUAUGAUUUUGCACUUUGUAAAUUCUAAGACCGUGAUGGAAAGCAAUGUUUCAGUGACGUUUGAUUGUUGAGCUCCAUUCGGUCAGAGUAUGCAAAGUGAACGAAACUAAGAGAUUAUCGAGUUAAAUUAUAAUUUUAUAAAAGGAACGAAUAACUCUGCGAACUUCGUAACGUCAUACUUCAUUGUUCAGAAGUUUAUAAUGAAUUCGCCAGUGGACUAUUACUUAUAUGGCAAUGUAACAAAGAAUUGCCAGAUAUUUGUAAAAAGUUUAACCCGGUGAAAUUCUAUACGGUAACAAUUGUACAGUUUGAGAGAAUGAUUCUCGACCGCUUUUGAUUGCUUAGUUUCCCUUAGGGGGACAAAACUUGAAAAUAGUAAUAAAUAUUCAUUAACGACUCGUACAUAUAAAUGUAAGGCAAAAAGAUUAUGCACGGUGUCAUGCCUCGUAAUAC
Messenger RNA from Ceratina calcarata, 4866 nucleotides. RefSeq names its product thyroid receptor-interacting protein 11. Gene Ontology annotation, biological process: endoplasmic reticulum to Golgi vesicle-mediated transport; Golgi organization. Lineage: Eukaryota; Metazoa; Arthropoda; Insecta; Hymenoptera; Apidae. The record is from RefSeq and is a predicted model, not a curated record. Gene Ontology annotation, molecular function: small GTPase binding. The transcript is spliced from 11 exons. Gene Ontology annotation, cellular component: Golgi apparatus. Bases 16 to 4395 code for a protein of 1459 amino acids.